UCAUGACCUGAGCUGAAAUCAAGAGUCGGAUGCUCAGCCAACUGAGCCAUCCAGGUGCCCCUAAAUCGGUCAUUCUUAAAAGUAAAAUAAAGUCACCCCCCUCCUAAAAUCCUUCAGUGGUUCCCCCAGUACAUUUCAGAGUAAAAGCCAGACUCCUCCAAGGCUUCCAUGACCCUAGCUCACCUUCUCAACUGUGUCUUUCCACUCCUUUCCCUUCUCCUAGACCUCAGCCUCUGGCCACAGCGAGAAGGCUGUCUUCCCCAGACUUACUAUGCCUCUUGCUUCUGUGCCAUCGCAUAUGUUGUUCCCUGUGCCAGGGACACACUUGUUCACCUGACGUGCCUCAACUCUUGAUCCUACAUUCUCAAAAGUCAUUCUGCCCCUCUGCCCCACCCAUACUCCCAGCAGUGUGACAACUCCCACUGUGAUCCCCCGACACUGUCCAGACCUUCACUAUAGCAAUUAGCGUGUCAUGUGGUGAUUCCCGGUGUUCAUGUUGGCCUCCCCAAUAUGAGUUCUUUCAAGGGCACCUACUUGAACUUCUGUCUGAACCCUGAGCACUUAAGGGAGUGCCUAGAUCUUAGCAGGUACUCAGUAAAUAGACAAAAAGUAAUGUAGCAGAAUUGUAUUUUUUACGAGACCAAUGUAUAUGAAUCCCCUUUCUUUGUUGAAGUAUAACUGAUAUACUAAAACACAGCAAUCUUAACAACUCAAUGCAUUUUUACACCUUUAUACGUUCAUGUAACCUCCACCCCAGACCAAGAUACAGAACAUUUCUGUCAACUCAGAAAAUGCUUCUUCCUGUGAUCCCUUCCUUCCUGCAGGUAACUGUUGGUCUGACCUUUGUCACCACUGUGGUGAUAUGAUCAAAAUGGUGUUUCCUGAAGAGAAGUCUGCCAGUGGAUUGCUACUGUAGCAGUCUAGCUGUUCAUUUGCCAUAUGUUCACUGAGCACCCUCUCUGGACCAGGUCUGUUACAGGGGCCUAUGACAUAGGCCAGAAAGUCCGGGCCCAGGGGGAGACCAGCAGAGUAAAAGACGCAGUCCUAGUCAUCAAAGUUCUUGAGAAUGGACAUUGGAAAAAGGUGACUGGAAAAAGUGGAUUCAGGCUGGUUGGAAGGAAAAUCACGCAACAUUCAUGAGUGAACUAAAAAAUCUUCAGGCUUCUGGACUGACUACUCUUGGUCAGGCUCUAAGAUCCUCAUUUGAUUUGUUAAAUCUCAAUAGAUUAAUAUCUGGAAUAGACAAUUAUGGACAGGGGAGAAAUCCAUUUUUUUUAGAACCAUCUAUUUUAAUUACCAUCACAGAUGGAAACAAGUUAACAAGUACUGCUGGUGUUCAGGAAGAGCUUCAUCUUCCUUUGAAUUCUCCUCUGCCUGGAAGUGAACUAACCAAAGAACCUUUUCGUUGGGAUCAAAGGUUAUUUGCCCUGGUGUUGCGUUUGCCUGGACUGGCUUCUACGGAACCAGAGCAUCUAGGGAGUGUACCAACUGAUGAGUCUGCCAUCACACAGAUGUGUGAAGUCACAGGAGGUCGCUCCUACUGUGUUAGAACACAAAGAAUGUUGAAUCAGUGUUUAGAAUCUCUAGUUCAGAAAAUUCAGAGUGGUGUAGUUAUUAACUUUGAAAAAACGGGACCAGAUCCACUUCCUGUUGGAGAAGAUGGACUUACGGAUUCAUCCAGGCCAAGCAAUUCAUUUGCUGCUCAACCCUGGCAUAGUUGCCAUAAGCUGAUUUAUGUACGGCCUAACUCUAAAACUGGUGUUCCUGUUGGACAUUGGCCAAUUCCAGAAUCUUUUUGGCCAGAUCAGAAUUUACCUUCACUACCUCCACGAACAUCUCAUCCUGUUGUGAGGUUCUCCUGUGUAGAUUGUGAGCCAAUGGUAAUAGACAAACUUCCUUUUGACAAAUAUGAACUUGAACCUUCACCCUUAACUCAGUACAUCCUGGAACGAAAGUCUCCCCAUACCUGCUGGCAGGUAUUUGUUACCAGCAGUGGAAAAUACAAUGAACUUGGUUAUCCAUUUGGUUAUUUAAAAGCCAGUACGACUUUAACUUGUGUAAACCUCUUUGUGAUGCCGUACAACUACCCAGUUUUACUCCCUCUUUUAGAUGACUUGUUUAAAGUUCACAAGCUUAAGCCAAAUCUGAAGUGGCGACAGGCUUUUGACAGCUACUUAAAAACUCUGCCUCCAUACUACUUAUUACCAUUAAAGAAAGCACUAAGGAUGAUGGGAGCUCCAAAUCUGAUAUCAGAUAAUUUAGAUUGUGGACUUAGUUACAGUGUUAUCUCUUACCUUAAAAAACUCAGCCAACAGACCAAACUAGAGUCAGAACGGAUACUAGCAUCCGUGGGGAAGAAACCUCCCCAGGAGAUUGGAAUCAAAGUGAAAAAUCAUUCUGGAGGUGGCGUGUCCUUUACCCACAGUAAAAAUUUUAGAAAACUUUUGAAAGAAAUCAUAGGGGAAAGUGCACCAAGACUGACAGAAUUGAAUACCAAAGAAUUUGCUGGCUUCCAAGUAGGGCUCUUAAACAAGGAUUUGAAACCUCAGACAUAUAGAAAUGCUUAUGAUAUUCCACGUAGAGGUCUUUUAGACCAGUUAACCAGAAUGAGAUCCAAUCUGCUGAAAACACACAAGUUUAUAGUUGGACAAGAUGAAGAUUCCCUUCAUAGUGUUCCAGUCGCACAAAUGGGUAACUAUCAGGAAUAUCUAAAGACACUGGCUUCUCCGCUUCGAGAGAUUGAUCCAGAUCAACCAAAAAGACUACAUACUUUUGGCAAUCCAUUCAAACAAGAUAAGAAGGGAAUGAUGAUUGAUGAAGCAGAUGAAUUCGUGGCAGGGCCACAGAACAAAGUGAAGCGCCCCGGAGAACCCAACAGUCCUCUGUCAUCUAAGAGAAGGCGGAGUAUGUCCCUGCUGUUGGCGAAACCACAAACACCACCCACUGUAACUAACCAUGUGGGCGGAAAGGGACCACCCUCAGCCUCGUGGUUCCCAUCUUAUCCAAACCUCAUAAAACCCACCCUUGUACAUACAGAUGUCACUGUCAUUCCUGAUGUCCAUGAGGAGAAGAAGGAAAAUGGUCAGAUCCCACCCGAUGGCUUCUUGUCAAAAUCUGCUCCCCCAGAGCUUAUGAAUAUGGCAGGAGAUGGUAUCCCACACCACCACCAGUUGGAUUCUCUAUCUGACGACUUCACUAGUCUAAGGAAAGACGGCCUGAUUCACAAACCUGGUACGCAUGCACUUCUAGGAGGAAGCAAACACUGCAGUGUCUCUGUAGAUGAUCGAAAAGCCUCGGUGACACCCACUUUGGGAACUGUACCAAACACCUUGCAAAUAACUCCUGCUAUGGCGCAAGGAAUCAAUGCUGAUAUAAAACAUCAGUUAAUGAAGGAAGUUCGAAAAUUUGGACGAAAGUAUGAAAGGAUUUUCAUUCUGCUUGAAGAAGUGCAAGGGUCUCUUGCAGUCAAGAAACAAUUUGUUGAGUUUACCAUCAAGGAAGCUGCAAGGUUUAAAAGACGAGUCUUAAUCCAGUACCUUGAGAAGGUACUAGAAAAGAUAGACUCCCACCACCACCUCAACAACGUUAAUCACAUCAACAGAAGAUCAUCAUGUUAAUGCAAAGACCAAGGAGAAAAAAGGGCAAGUUUUCUAUGCUGUACGAUGGAAGAUGAUAUUGUCAAAGCUUUCUAGAAUGUUUUAGGCAAGGGAAUUGCCUUCCCGAAGCUAAGAAAAAGCCAUGGAGCUUUUUUUUUUUUUUAUGAUUCUCUGGAAGUAAAAGCUGGCUAAGGGUUUUUCUGAAAGUAUUAAUUUGUUGUUUUGUUGUUUUUUUUUCCCAGUUGAGGAAG
This is a messenger RNA of Herpailurus yagouaroundi (jaguarundi), 3847 nucleotides long. It is a transcript of the gene INTS6L, whose product is annotated as integrator complex subunit 6 like. Lineage: Eukaryota; Metazoa; Chordata; Mammalia; Carnivora; Felidae. Gene Ontology annotation, cellular component: integrator complex. Bases 1137 to 3617 code for a protein of 826 amino acids. The transcript is spliced from 17 exons. The record is from RefSeq and is a predicted model, not a curated record. Gene Ontology annotation, biological process: snRNA 3'-end processing.